AUGAUUAAGAAGGGGAGCCUGAAGCUGAGGAGCCUGAAAAUCGGGCGUAGCUCCGUGGGGAACGUGAAGGUGGAGGGGAAAUCCAUCUGCAAGGAUGAGACCAAGAGGAAGAAUGACGAGAAGCAGAAGAGGCUCAAAAUGUACAGGACAAAGGCAAACUUGAAAAAAAUGAACGCCAAGAUAAAUGAAGUCAGGAGGAUCGAACCGAACAUAAAGUGGUUUAACAACACGAGGACGAUUAGCCAGAGCAAGCUGGAGAUUUUCAGGGACAAAAUGGAGGAGGCCACGCACGACCCGUUCAGCGUGGUGAUUAAGAGGUCAAAAAUUCCGGUCGAGCUGAUCAGAGGGGUGGGGGGUAGCGGCGUCUGCGGGGUUAGCGGAGGCAACGGAAAAAAUGAACUCAUGUGCGCACCCCAGUUUGAAAAGAAAAAGCACCAGAGCGAAAGCCUACUCAGGAUGGAACACUUCCAGGACGUGUACGGAAAGAAGAAAAAAAGGAAGAGACCCAAAUUAAAUGUCAGCAGCCUGGAAGAAUUGGCAAAUGAUGCGAAAAGGAAGUUAACUAAUUAUGAGGCGGAGAAGGACAACUCGCUAAUCGAGAGUAGAAACAAAGAAGUGGAAAAAAAAUUCAGUAAGGAUCUCCUCCUCAAAAUUGGACAGUCCAAAAGAAUAUGGGCGGAGCUGUACAAAGUGAUAGACAGCUCGGAUAUCAUCUUAGAAGUUCUAGAUGCACGUGAUCCCAUAGGAACUAGAUGCAGAAGGCUAGAGGAAAAUUUAAAAAAAGACAGAGCAAAUAAGCACAUCAUUCUUAUUGUCAAUAAAGUAGACUUAGUACCAACCAGUGUGGCUCAAAAAUGGAUCAAAAUUUUAUCCAAAGAGUAUCCUACCAUUGCAUACCAUGCGAGCAUAAACAAGCCGUUUGGAAAGAAUGACCUCUUUAAUGUGAUCAGACAAUACACGCAGUUCUUUCAAGACCAGAGGAAGAAACACAUUCACAUCGGAUUGAUUGGGUACCCCAACGUUGGAAAGAGUGCUAUUAUUAACUCAUUAAAAAAAAAAGUCGUCUGCAUAUCGGCCUGCCUACCUGGUCAGACGAAAUAUUGGCAGUUCAUAAAACUUACGAGCAAAAUUUAUCUUAUUGACUGCCCUGGAAUUGUGCCCUACGAUAUUGACGAUUCGGAUAAGAUUCUCAGAUGCACCAUGAGGUUGGAGAAAAUCACCAACCCGCACUUUUACAUUGACGACGUUUUUAAGAUGGUCGAAAGGGAACACCUGCUUCGAAUCUACAAACUGCCUGCCGAUUUGCACUUCGACAACUCGGAGGAGUUCCUCGAAAUCCUGGCCAGGAAAAUGGGCAAACUGCUGAAAGGCGGCCAACCCGACAUCACCUCCGUGUCCAAGAUCAUCCUUAACGAUUGGAUUAAGGGCAAGAUCCCGUACUACGUGGACCCGGACGGGGCGCCACACGCCGCAGAGGUGUUGGCGGGACAGGCGGGUGAGAUGGAAGAAUUGGUUGCAGAUUCGAGCGACGAAGAAGAGUUGGUGGCCGAUGGGGUGAUCAACAAUGUCCAGAUCAACAAUGUCCAGAUCAACAAUGUCCAGAUCAACAAUGUGGCCACCAAGAAUGUCCCGACCGAGGAGGACUAG
Molecule: messenger RNA, 1647 nt
Organism: Plasmodium inui San Antonio 1
Lineage: Eukaryota; Apicomplexa; Aconoidasida; Haemosporida; Plasmodiidae
Exons: 1
Coding region: 1-1647 (548 amino acids)
Cellular component (GO): nucleolus
Molecular function (GO): GTP binding
Source: RefSeq, a predicted model, not a curated record